UGCUGCCCGUACUCAAGAUGGCGGCCCCGGCGGGCGGGGCCCACGGCUCGGAGACCGCGCGGAGGAGCGGCAGCAUGGCGGCGGUGGCCGAGGAGCCGCGUCGGGGGUACUGGGACGACGAGGAGGAGGAGGAGGAGGAGGAGGCAGAGCAGUUGGUUCUGGUGGAAUUAUCAGGAAUUAUUGAUUCAGACUUUCUCUCAAAAUGUGAAAAUAAAUGCAAGAUUUUGGGAAUUGAUACUGAGAAGCCCAUUCUGCAAGUGGACAGCUAUGUCUUUGCUGGAGAGUAUGAAGACACUCUUGGGACCUGUGUUAUCUUUGAAGAAAAUGUUGAACAUGUGGAUGCAGAAGGCAAUAAUAAAACAGUGCUAAAAUAUAAAUGCCACACAAUGAAGAAGCUCAGCAUGACAAGAACUCUUCUGACAGAAAAGAAGGAAGGAGAAGAAAACAUAGGUGGUGUGGAAUGGCUGCAAAUCAAGGAAAAUGAUUUCUCCUGUAGACCCAACAUGAUUUGUAGUUUUCUGCAUGAAAAUGAAGAGGAUGAAGUUGUAGCUCCAGACCCAGAUAAAUCUUUGGAGUUGGAAGAGCAAGAGAUUCAAAUGAAAGAUAAUUCAAACCUGAGUUAUGAACAGGAGAAACCACCGAACUUGGAUAUAGAGGAUUCUGGUCCUCUUAUUGAUAUCCCUUCUUCUGAGACAGAAGGCUCUGUUUUUAUGGAAACUCAAGAAACUGCCUUAGAAAUCACUCCUAGAUGAAAUGUUUCUCAUAAAAACUAGUCAUGAAGUUUUUAGAGUUUUUAUAUAAAAUAACUGGCUUUGUAGUUU
This is a messenger RNA of Delphinapterus leucas (beluga whale), 821 nucleotides long. RefSeq names its product general transcription factor IIIC subunit 6 (gene GTF3C6). Gene Ontology annotation, cellular component: transcription factor TFIIIC complex. Gene Ontology annotation, biological process: transcription by RNA polymerase III. The record is from RefSeq and is a predicted model, not a curated record. NCBI's taxonomy places the organism in Eukaryota, Metazoa, Chordata, Mammalia, Artiodactyla, Monodontidae.